This is a messenger RNA of Pelmatolapia mariae (spotted tilapia), 2233 nucleotides long. Its product is annotated as zinc finger protein 771-like. The record is from RefSeq and is a predicted model, not a curated record. Lineage: Eukaryota; Metazoa; Chordata; Actinopteri; Cichliformes; Cichlidae. The coding region runs from base 491 to 2011 and encodes 506 amino acids. The transcript has 4 exons.
GGAAGUGAAAUGAGAACAGAAGUAGAUAGUAAGAGAGACGAUGUAGCGGUGAAAUAAGGUAAACGUAAUAAGACAAACAACAAAGCGUAAAAGCAGAGCAAGAACCAGAGUGAAAGUAAACCUGUAAUGUGGAGGAAACGGACAGUGAGCGCAGUGUAACCGUGACAACGAGACACGAGGACGGAUUUAAAGUGAUCAUAAAAUCGUCUCCAGACAGUCGUCGUUCGUCCAGUGGGCAGGAUUAAUGCACCUGUAAGCUGAUUUGUCAAACGCCAUCAAGCCCCAAAGAAGAACGGAGGAGGACAGCACUACUGUGGUAGAGGAGCGGUGUGUGUGCAGACAUGGCUGCUGUUGAUGAAGCGGACUGAACUUAGAGGAGAGACACAAACUAAAGUAUCCAUCCCCUCAUGUCAGUGUGGAUCUGAUACCAGCGUCUGUAUCGCUUUUAUCGAUGCUUGUAUCAAUCCGUCCAGCCUGAGUUGAAGCAGCAAUGAGUUCAGUUCAGUAUCUGAGAGAGUUCAUCAAGGAGAGACUAACUGCUGUUGGUGAAGAAAUCUUCUCAGAGGUUGAAAAAACCAUCGUCCAGUAUGAGGAGGAGAUCAACCGUCAGCACAGACUGCUGGAUAUCAGCCGGAAACCCAACAGAAACUCACACAUCAUAGACCUCCCACAACAACAUGACUGUGAGGAAGAGGAGGGUCUGGAUGAGCAGCAGGUCUGUAACCAGGAGAGGAACUCCAAUCUGGACCAGGAGGACCCAGAGCCUCCACAGAUUAAAGAGGAACAGGAGGAACUCUGCAGCAGUCAGGAGGGAGAGCAGCUUGGACUGAUGGAGACCAUCUGGAAACCUGUGAUAAAGUUACACAGAAUAGAUGUCCUAUGCCAACAUGCUAUUGAGGAAGAAGAGGCUCUUACAGAACAGCAGGUCUUUAACCAGGAGAGGAACUCUAGUCUGGACCAGGAGGACCCAGAGCCCCCACAGAUUAAAGAGGAACAGGAGAAACUCUGCAGAAGUCAGGAGGGAGACCAGCUUGGACUCAAGCAGGAGACUGUUACUUUUAUGGUGACACCCGCUUAUCAGGAAAGUUCCCACAGUGAACCAGAACCAAACAGUGAGCAGCUCCUUUCUCACAGCUCUCCUGAAGCAGAGAGCAGAUAUCAUGAAAAAAAUGGGCAUGUGGACUCAGGAUCUACUAGAAAUACAAAGCUGAAGAAGAGACGUCACAGAAAGAGAGUAGACAACAGUCCUUUGUCAGUGAGUGAAAGUAGAACGGACACUAAGAACAAGUCUGUACAAUGUGACGUGUGUGGAAAAACUUUACAGAAUAAAUACAAAAUGACUACACAUCUAAGAGUUCACACAGGUGAGAAACCAUAUACUUGUAGCACCUGUGGGAAAAGAUUUUCUAACAAAAGUAAUUGGGAAAGUCAUCUAAAAGUUCACACAGGUGAGAAGCCAUAUUUUUGUAGCACCUGUGGGAAAAGAUUUGCUGCAUCAUCUACGUUCAAAACACACACGAGAAUUCACACAGGUGAGAAGCCGUAUUAUUGUAGCACCUGUGGGAAAAGAUUUGCUGACUUAUCCACGUUCAAAAAACACACGAGAAUUCAUGCUGGUGAGAAGCCGUAUUCUUGUAGCACCUGUGGGAAAAGAUUUAUUCAGAAAUCAAAUUUGGAAUGUCAUGUAAGAAUUCACACAGGUGAGAAACCAUAUCCUUGUACCACAUGUGGGAAAAGAUUUGCUGACCCAUCAGCAUUCAAAGCACACAUGAGAAUUCACACAGGUGAGAAGCCGUAUUCUUGCAACACCUGUGGAAAAAGAUUUAUUCAGAAAUCAAAUUUGGAAUGUCAUAUAAGAACUCACACAGGUGAGAAACCGUAUCCUUGUAGCAUCUGUGGGGAAAGGUUUGUCCAGAGGAGAAAACUAAAGAAGCACAUGAGAAUUCAUAUGGGUUCAAAUGUUCAUACUAAGAUAAUGUGGGACAGCUGUGAGUCUUCGCUAAACACGUGAGUGAAAAGAUGAUCCAUAUUCAGGCCAUUAUUUUUCUGUCUAGAGCAGUAAAGAACUCUCAGCAUUGUUUGUUCAGUUUAUUACAUUAUUCUGUUAAUUGUAUCAGGGAAACUCUGAUCUUAUAUUUCAUGAAGGUUUAAGUUCAGUAUGCUCCUGUUCUGUUGGUUCAUUGUUUGGCUAUGUUGUUUAUUAUUACUGUUUUAUAUCCUAUAUUGGGACAAA